Messenger RNA from Daucus carota subsp. sativus, 2147 nucleotides. Its product is annotated as premnaspirodiene oxygenase. The transcript has 3 exons. Bases 144 to 1655 code for a protein of 503 amino acids. NCBI's taxonomy places the organism in Eukaryota, Viridiplantae, Streptophyta, Magnoliopsida, Apiales, Apiaceae. Gene Ontology annotation, molecular function: monooxygenase activity; heme binding; iron ion binding. The record is from RefSeq and is a predicted model, not a curated record.
AUUUGGCAUUGCCAACAUCGAGCUUUUACUAGCAAAUUUUCUAUACCAUUUUGAUUGGAAACUCCCCUGUGAGAUGAAGAAUGAAGAACUGGACUUGACAGAGACGUUUGGCGUAACAGUUAGAAGAAGAGACGAUCUUCCUCAUGGAGAUCCUCCUCACACAGUGUUUACCCCUCAUGUUUGCCUUGUUUCUCUUUAUAUUCGCGGUGAUUAAGACUGUGAAAGUUCCUUCAAAUCUUCCUCCAGGGCCAUGGCAACUGCCUUUUAUUGGAAACAUUCAUCAGCUUGUUGGUUCACUUCCCCACCGCAUUCUCAAGGACUUGGCUGACAAGUAUGGUCCUAUUAUGUCCCUGAAGCUCGGUGAAGUAUCUGCUGUUGUUGUUUCCUCCCCGGAAUUUGCUCAAGAAAUAAUGAAAACACAUGAUGUCAGUUUUGCUGAUAGACCCCAUCUGCUAAGCGGAGAAUUGUUGGCUUAUAACUCUUCUGACAUUCUCCUGUCUCCAUACGGUGAGUACUGGAGACAAAUGCGGAAAAUUUGUACGUUGGAGGUAUUUAGUGCAAAGUGUGUCCAGAAGUUCGAGCCCAUCAGGAAAGAAGAGGUCGAAAAUCUCAUCAAGAUAGUCUCUCAGAAUGAAGGAUCAGCAGUUAACAUCAGUGAAUUGCUUUUCUCCCUGACUACUGGAGUUACAGCCAGAGCUGUUUUGGGAAAGAAGAUCAAGGAUACCGAAGUGUUUGCUUCGUUCUUGAGGGAAACGGUGGAGUUGUCAUCAGGUUUCGGGGUGGCUGACAUAUAUCCUUCACUGAAAUUUCUGCACUUGAUCAGCGGGGUUCAAGGUAAGCUGGAAAAACUUCAUGUAAAAAUCGAUAGGAUACUUGAAAACAUUAUAAGUGAUCACAGAGACAGGAAGAGCGGAGUCGAGCAUCAAGAUUUGAUUGAUGUUCUUUUAAGCAUACAGAAGCAAGGAUACCUUCAGCCUGCAUUGCCUGACAAAAACAUCAAAGCAGUCAUCUUGGGAAUAGUCUCUGCUGGAAGCGAAACAUCAUCAAUAACUAUGACCUGGGCAAUUUCUGAAAUGCUGAGGAAUCCAAGAGUGAUGGAAAAAGCACAAGCUGAGUUAAGAAAAGUGUUUGAUAGUGGUGUAGAUAUUGAUGAAACAAGGCUUCAUGAACUAAACUACUUGAAGAUGGUGGUCAAAGAGGCAUUAAGGCUGCACCCACCUACACCCCUUUCAAUUCCAAGAGAAUGCCGACAACAAUGUCAGAUUAACGGCUUUAACAUACCCGUGAAGACCAAAGUCCUUGUCAACGUAUGGGCAAUUGGAAGAGAUCCAAAGGAUUGGGCUGAUGCUGAGAGCUUUAUGCCAGAGAGAUUUGAAAAUAGUUCAGUUGAUUUCAGAGGGACGGAUUUUGAGUAUCUACCAUUUGGCGCUGGUCGAAGGAUAUGUCCUGGAAUGCUGUUCUCCUUACCUGCUAUGCUGCUGCCGCUUGCCCAUCUCUUGUAUCAUUUUGAUUGGAAACUCCCUGGUGGACUAAAGAGUGAAGAACUCGACAUGACUGAGGCUUAUGGCGUAACAUGUGGCCGUAAACAUGAUCUGUAUGUUGUUCCUACUGCCUAUACUCCACAGAAGAUGGCAAAAGCCAAUACUACCUUCUGAUACACAGCAUAAUGUGAUGUCAAGAGUAUCAUGUCGAGUCGACAAGUGCAAUUUAUUUGUUCUAUUCACCUUUUUAAUAAAUUUUUGAAAUGAGAAACUGCUGGACUGCUUAUCAGAAAUCGAGGUUUACUUAAGUGCCUAUUGAUAACUAUAUUAUGUUUUAUCUGGAUUUUCCUCACUAAGCUGUCACAUAUCUGUCAAAUAAGUUCAUCAUACUUUUUUAUCGCGUGUAGUUUGUCUUUUUUCGUAACAGAACAAAGAUCAUGCCAGUUUAUCUGCAGAAUUCAUCGCAGUAAACUAAAAUAUACCAGUGAAGGUAAGCCAUCAGAGAGAUUCAUCAUAGAUAGCUUCUGGAAGACAAUUGUCUUUCCAAGUUUCUGUUUUCAAUUACUGUUUCUGAUUGCUGAUGUUUUCAAUUACUGUUUCUGAUUGCUGAUGUUUGUGAUGAUUUCUGAUUGCUGAUGUUUGUGAUGGUUUCUGCUUGCUGAUGUU